Molecule: messenger RNA, 1507 nt
Organism: Ilyonectria robusta
Lineage: Eukaryota; Fungi; Ascomycota; Sordariomycetes; Hypocreales; Nectriaceae
Exons: 1
Coding region: 238-1413 (391 amino acids)
Cellular component (GO): methionyl glutamyl tRNA synthetase complex
Molecular function (GO): tRNA binding
Source: RefSeq, a predicted model, not a curated record
AGUGCCCCUCCAUCGUUACCCCACCAAACCACCACGGGAAAAAUAUAUGGUGAGACUGACUCCCACCUUCAAUCCUUCAAUCUCCAUCAAUCUCAACUUACAACUCGUCGACAAGCAAGAGAAGCCCCCCCGAGCUUCCUCUUUCCACCACCAGCAACCCUGUUCUCCCUUCGAGUCCUCCGUCCGGCUACUCGCAGCCUCACCUCGUCCCGGCCGCUCACCCGCAACAUCGCAAGAAUGGCCGCCAUCAGCGCCCAGACCUACACUCCCACCGAGGAGGCCGAGAUCCAGCAAUGGCUCACCACCUCAGACCGUCUCAAGUCCGGCGACGACAAGUCCACCAUCCUCGAGACGCUCAACAACCACCUCUCGAGCCGCGCCACCCUCCUCGGUAGCAAGCCCAGCAAGGCCGAUGUCGCCAUCUACGAGACCCUCGCCCCCAUUGUCGCCCAGUGGACUCCCGAGGAGCGCACCGGCGAGAAGGGCCUCCCUCACAUUGUCCGCCUUGUCGACUUCGUCCAGAACUCCCCCCUCUUCGGUCUUGAUGUCAAGGACGGCGACAAGGUCAAGGUCGACCAGGACAGUGUCCUCUACGUGAAACCUCCCGUUGACGCCAAGGCCGAGAAGGAGCGCCUCAAGAAGGAGAAAGCCGCUGCUGCUGCCACUGGUGGCGAGACCACGCUUGUCGACCGCACCAAGGAGAAGGUCCAGGAGAAGGUUGAGGAGGUCAAGGAGAAGAUCGCCGGUGCCGCUGGCGCUGCCAAGCCCAAGAAGGAGAAGAAGGAGAAGGCUCCCAAGCAGCAAAAGGCCCCCGCCGUCGCCGCUCCCCUGUUGCCGUCCCUCAUCGACCUCCGCGUCGGCCACAUCCUCAAGGCCAUCAACCACCCCGAUGCCGACUCCCUCUUCGUCUCUACCAUCGCCGUUGGCGAUAAGGCUAGCGAGGACUACACCGAGUACGAGGGCCAGAUCUGCCGUACCGUCUGCUCCGGCCUCAACGGCCUGAUCCCUCUCGAGGAGAUGCAGGGCCGCAAGGUCAUCGUCGUCUGCAACCUCAAGCCCGUCAAGAUGCGAGGCAUCAAGUCCUGCGCCAUGGUCCUAGCCGCCUCCCCCGUCCCCAAGGAGGGUGAGGACGACCACAAGGGCCCUGUUGAGCUCGUGGCCCCCCCUGCGGAUGCCAAGGCUGGUGAGCGCGUCUUCUUCGAGGGCUUCGACGGAAAGCCCGAGGGUGUCCUCAACCCCAAGAAGAAGAUCUGGGAGACCUUCCAGCCCGGCUUCACCACCACUGACGCUCUUGAGGUUGCUUUCGACGCCAGCGUCGUCGAGCAGCUCGGCAAGACUGGCAUUUCCAAGCUGGUCACUGAGAGCGGUGGUGUCUGCACUGUUCCCAGCUUGGCCGGUGCCCAGGUCCGAUAAACGAGACAUAAAACUAUAGAUGUGUACACCUGAUGAGGUGAAUGAAUAAAUGAUACAAAAUGUGGCCAAUUUAUUCCACUUGAGCUUCUGCAAA